AUGAAGCCCAACCCGGCAGGCUCCUCCCCAGAGGCCUGCAAAGCUGCGGGGCAGGCCCCAAUGCCAGUACUGCAGCAGAAGACUCAGGCCACACCUGUGCAGACCUCUAAGCAGAAGGUUCUGGUGACUGGAGGAGGAGGCUACCUGGGCUUUAGCCUGGGUUCCAGCCUGGCCAAGAGCGGCACUUCUGUCAUCCUGCUCGACCUCCGCAGACCCCAGUGGGUGCUGUGCCCGGGGACCGAGUUCAUCCAGGCUGACGUCCGCGAUGCAGAAGCCCUGCACCGCGCCUUCGAAGGGGUGGACUGUGUCUUCCACAUGGCCUCCUGCGGAAUGUCUGGUGCCGAGCAGCUGCAAAAAGAGCAGAUUGAGUCUAUAAAUGUUGGAGGCACCAAACUAGUGAUUGAUGUUUGUGUCCAUCGGCGGGUUCCAAGGCUUGUCUACACCAGCACCGUCAAUGUCGCGUUCGGCGGGAAGCCCAUAGAACAGGGCGAUGAGGACUCUGUGCCAUAUUUCCCACUGGAGAAGCACAUGGACCACUACUCCCGAACCAAAGCCAUUGCCGACCAGUUGAUCCUCAUGGCCAACGGGACGCCUCUCCCAGGAGGAGGCGCUCUGCGGACAUGUGUGCUCCGGCCCCCAGGGAUCUACGGCCCCGAAGAGCAGAGGCACCUGCCCCGCGUGGCGAGCCACAUCAAGAAGAGACUGUUCAUGUUCCGAUUUGGGGACCGCAGGACGAGGAUGAACUGGGUUCACGUGUGCAAUCUGGUGCAGGCACACGUGCUAGCAGCCGAGGCCCUCACCGCCGCCAAGGGCUACGUGGCCAGUGGGCAGGCGUACUACAUCAAUGACGGGGAGAGCGUCAACCUCUUCGAGUGGAUGGCCCCACUGUUUGAGAAGCUGGGGUACAGCAAGCCCUGGAUCCAGGUUCCUACUUCCUGGGUUUACCUGUCAGCCACGGUGAUGGAGUAUUUGCACCUGGCCCUGAAGCCCAUCUGCAGCCUCCCGCCAGUGCUCACCCGGAGUGAGGUGCGCAGCGUGGCCGUGACGCACACCUUCCAGAUCGCUAAGGCCCGCGCUCAGCUUGGCUACGUGCCCGACAAGUUCAGCUUCGCGGACGCCGUGGAGCGAUACGUGCAGUCGACGGGCCCGGGAACCCGCGGCUCCACAGCGCGGACGCUCCUGCGGCUGCUGCUCGGGCUGCUGCUGCUCCUUGGCCUGCUCGUGCUGGCCCUGCACUUCCUAGGCCCGCGGCCGUUCGUCGUCUGACCAUCGUCGCCGGCCUGUCCCUGCCCCUGCUUCGCCUUCAGGACUUGGACCAGACCCUGCUCCGCCCUCCGGACUUGGGCGCUCCCUUGAGUCCUGGGCUAGUCCCUGCCCCACCCUCUGGGCUUGGAUCUGCCCAGCAGGUCUUCCGCUUGGAUAUUCCGGAGCUCUAACCCCGCCCCUGUCCCGCCCUCUGGGUUUUGACGUGCCCCUGCCCCGCCUCUUGCGCCCUGGCCACGCCCCUUCCCCUCCUUCCGGCCUUGGUCUCCCUGUGACCUGGCCGGGAUGCCUACGAGAAGGUCCUGUCUUCACAACCUGCUCCGCCUUCCAGGCCUUCUCCCCGCCCCUGCCCAGGCCUGGCCCGCCCCCGCGUUCUCCCCUGCUCUGGUGAGCCCCGUUUCUGGCUCUAGCCGAACGCCUGAGCCCUCGCCUGGGUUUCUCCUUUGAGAGAAAAAGUUGCAGAACAGAAAAGAACAUUUGUCUUGUUGGAGGUUUACAGGAACAUCAUGACCUGACCUACGGUGGACAGCUGCCAGAACAAAGGAUUCCAGCACCAAGAAGUUUACAACAACUAACCACGCCCCCUCCCCUUUUAAUAUAAAAGCCUGAGUUCUAACAUGGGGAAGAUGGUUCUUUGGGACACCAGUCCACCACCUUCUCAGUCUGCUGGCUUUCCAAAUAAAGUUGCUA
Physeter macrocephalus (sperm whale) is the source of this 1953-nucleotide messenger RNA. It is a transcript of the gene SDR42E2, whose product is annotated as short chain dehydrogenase/reductase family 42E, member 2. The transcript is spliced from 13 exons. Lineage: Eukaryota; Metazoa; Chordata; Mammalia; Artiodactyla; Physeteridae. The record is from RefSeq and is a predicted model, not a curated record. Bases 1 to 1266 code for a protein of 421 amino acids. Gene Ontology annotation, molecular function: 3-beta-hydroxy-Delta5-steroid dehydrogenase (NAD+) activity. Gene Ontology annotation, biological process: steroid biosynthetic process.